AUGACGAUCGUCCACUCACAGGCUGCCCGCCAAUUUAGCGGUCUGGGUUCUGAGUCCGAAACCACUUUCUACUCGGAAUGGCGUUUCUCGUGCAGUUUAUUUCCUCGUAUGUGUCUUCACAAGGAGUGGGACUCUCGCGGGUGGUAUCCCAAAGACGUGGCUGUGCCCAUGGAAGGUUCCUCACUCGGGGACACCAACGACUGUGGUUUCAUAUCCGACCUCGACUUCUCGCCGUCCGGUCGCCUACUGGUAGCCAGCAGCUCCAGUAACACUCUCUUUGUCCUGGAUCCUAACCUCGGGUCCCGCAGUCUGGUCCAUGUCGUGGAUAAACCUCACAGAAACGCCAUCUCCAAGGUUUGUUUCGUGGGCGACUACCAGUUUGUUUCGGGCUCCGCUGACGGUGUGAUAGGUUACUGGGACAUCAGAAACUCUUCAGAAGCCCUCAACUUUCUACACUUCCACCACCAGCCGAUCCGCAGUCUCCACUACUUUCCCGACAGAGAGUAUCUCAUCUCUCGUGUA
Messenger RNA from Geodia barretti, 522 nucleotides. Lineage: Eukaryota; Metazoa; Porifera; Demospongiae; Tetractinellida; Geodiidae. The record is from the annotation of a GenBank genome assembly.